AAAGCAACAUCCAUAGAUUAGAAAAGUAGUAUUAUUUUUCAAAUAUAUAAUUCAGCAGCCGUUUCCUUAAUCACCUGAACAAAGGUAUCGUCCUUCCAUGUGAUGAAUCCAUGGAGUUUUACGCAUACCCAUCUCAUUCUUUUCCCUCUUCAUCAUCAGCCUCGCCGGAAUCUUAUUCUUCACUCGGGUCUUUGGUCAAUAAGAUCAAAGAGUUCGUUCGGCGUGCGGUUUCUGCUGUAAUUGGGAAUGUUUUCUCUGCGAUUUUCACAUUUUUCUUUGCCUUGGUGGGUACCUUGUUAGGAGCAAUGACUGGCGCGCUGAUAGGUCAAGAAACGGAGAGUGGGUUUGUUAGAGGGGCUUCAGUAGGGGCUAUCUCCGGUGCUGUUUUCUCUAUUGAGGUCUUCGAAUCGUCUCUGCUUUUAUGGCAGUCAGAUGAAUCGGGGUUAGGGUGUCUCCUCUAUCUGAUUGAUGUCAUAGCGAGCCUUCUAAGCGGUCGACUUGUCCGUGAGCGUAUUGGUCCAGCUAUGCUUAGUGCAGUGCAAAGCCAGGUAAGAUGCCGCUCCUUGCUAUUGGACCGAAACUCAGAUCAAUUUGGUUUACUUACAAACGUUCCUCCUUUAAUUCAGAUGGGAGCUGUCGAAGCACCAUUUGAGGAGGAAGUCCCCAACAUCUUUGACACAGGUGGGGCAAAAGGUUUGUUGGUAGACACCGUUGAAAAGAUCCCAAAAUUUACCAUUACUAGAGACGACAGUGUAGAUACUUCCGGGGACAGAGUUUCUUGUUCAGUGUGCCUUCAGGACUUUCAGCUGGGGGAGACCGUCCGUCGUCUGCCACAUUGUCACCACAUGUUUCAUCUACCUUGCAUCGAUACUUGGCUGGUGAGACAUGGUUCUUGCCCAUUGUGCAGAAGGGAUCUGUGAUACAUGUUCUCUGUAUAUUACAUGGAAGACCAGUUCUUUGAUUCCUUCACACUUGCUUAUAGGGUGUCUCUAUUUGUUUGAUGGACCCUCUGUUGUAGAUUGUUCCCAUAUAGUGAUAUGUAUGUAAAUUCAGGCACCCAGCUUGUGUUUGCUCAUCGUGCUUGAUUGAUCAUCUUCUUGUAUAAAGCAAAUUUUGAAUUGUGAUGGAACUCUGACAUCCUGCUUAAAAGGGCUCUCAUGAACCUCCAA
Molecule: messenger RNA, 1169 nt
Organism: Sesamum indicum (sesame)
Lineage: Eukaryota; Viridiplantae; Streptophyta; Magnoliopsida; Lamiales; Pedaliaceae
Product: NEP1-interacting protein-like 1
Source: RefSeq, a predicted model, not a curated record